Molecule: messenger RNA, 561 nt
Organism: Paraglomus brasilianum
Lineage: Eukaryota; Fungi; Glomeromycota; Glomeromycetes; Paraglomerales; Paraglomeraceae
Source: the annotation of a GenBank genome assembly
AUGUCUCAAUUCAACUUCGCCGAAGCUUUUCUCCUUAUUUUGAUCGCUGGAUCAAUUUUCGCUGAAAAUUUAGCAUCGAGUUUAUUUUUUGGACUCGUAUGGUAUAAUGUUACACAAAAUAGUAAGCAAGAGCAAAAUAAUAACGCGAUCCGCUCGCUAAGCGAAGAUUUUGCUAAUAAAAUCAAUGAACUCAAUGAAAAAAUUAUCUUGAUUCAUGACGAAGUUCAAACAAUUCGUGAAGGUGACAGAUUCAGUAAUACGUCGAGUUUUUCUCAUGCAUCGUCGCAUAGAUCGUUUUCGAGCUCAGUCUCUCAAUCCCUGCUACGGGAUUUCAAGAGAGUGUUUGAAAAGUAUAUGGUACGAAUGAGUAUUGUUGGAUCUGAUAUGUUUAAGACGGUUGCAGAUGAUGUCAAUAAGGAAAAGGGGAUGCAAGUUAUCGGAGCUAAAGCGAUAGAAAGUUUUUAUAAUGGAGAAAGAAAAUCUGAUAAAAGAACGAUAGGCGCGAUCAAGUGUUGGAUGGAAUUGAGGAACAAAGAAAUAAAUGAGUAUAAUGUUGGAUAG